Messenger RNA from Solanum stenotomum, 819 nucleotides. RefSeq names its product alcohol-forming fatty acyl-CoA reductase-like. Gene Ontology annotation, biological process: long-chain fatty-acyl-CoA metabolic process; suberin biosynthetic process. The transcript is spliced from 5 exons. Gene Ontology annotation, molecular function: alcohol-forming very long-chain fatty acyl-CoA reductase (NADP+) activity. Gene Ontology annotation, cellular component: intracellular membrane-bounded organelle. NCBI's taxonomy places the organism in Eukaryota, Viridiplantae, Streptophyta, Magnoliopsida, Solanales, Solanaceae. Bases 1 to 819 code for a protein of 272 amino acids. The record is from RefSeq and is a predicted model, not a curated record.
AUGUUUGGUGUUUUUAGGGCAAUUUUUCAUGGGUGGCCAAACACAUAUUCCUUUACAAAGGCAAUGGGAGAGAUGCUUUUAGUACACUAUAAGGAAGAUCUACAACUUGUUAUAAUACGUCCUACGAUUAUUACUAGCACUUAUAAAGAGCCAUUUCCGGGAUGGAUUGAAGGAGUGAAAACAGUGGAUUCCUUUAUUUUAGCAUAUGGUAAAGGAGUAAUGAAUUUUUGCUUUGGUGACCCAAAUACAAUACUUGAUAUGAUUCCAGGUGAUAUGGUAGUGAACUCGAUACUUGCCUCAAUUAUAGCACAUAUUGGAAAUGAUCAAUAUUACCCUUCUCAAGAAUUAAUAUAUCAUAUAAGUUCUUCGAAAAUAAAUCCCAUAAAAUCUUUAGAUAUUCAAUCAUUUUUAUUUCAUUACUUCACAAAAAAUCCAUGGAUGAACAAAGAUGGAAAAAUUAUCAAAGUGGGGAAGCAUACACUAUUUAGCAGCAUGGAUAACUUUCGAAAAUACAUUUCAACCUAUUAUUGGCCAUUGUUAAAGAUAGUAGAGUUGGCAAAUAUAUUAUCAUGGCGUCGUUUUGACAAAACCUACAAGGAUUUGAAAAGGAAGAUUGAUAUGGCUAUACGAUUAUCUGAACUAUACAAACCUUACUUGCUUUUCCAUGGAAGCUUUGAUGAUGCUAAUACUGAGAAAUUGAGAAUGGCAAUGAAAGAACACAAGAUGGAUGAUGUGCUCAACUUUGAUCCAAGUUGCAUUAAUUGGGAAGAUUAUUUUAUGAACACUCACCUUCCUGGAGCUGUUAAUCACAUUUUCUAG